AUGUUCAUCCUAACCCGCCUCAGCGACCUCGUCACCAUCCAACCCACCUCCUUCACCGUCACCACCCGUCAAGCCCUCGAAGACCAAAUCAACGCCCGCUACGCAAACAAAGUAAUCCACAAAGUCGGUCUAGUAAUCUGUCUCUACGACAUCCUCAAAUCCUCCGACGGUCUAAUCGGUUCCGGCACAGGGGACGUAAACAUCAACGUCGAAUUCCGACUAAUAGUCUUCCGACCCUUCAAAGGCGAAGUAAUCACCGGUCGAAUCGCAAAUUCAACCCCCAACGGUAUUCACGUCAGAUUCGAUUUCUUUGAUGAAGUCUUCUUACCCAAGGAUUAUUUGUUCGAAGGCAGUGUCUUUGAUCAUAACGAACAGGUCUGGGUCUGGAGGACGGAAGACGGUGAUGAAUUGUUCUUUGAUAAGAAUGAAUCUGUGAGGUUUAGAGUUGAGGAGGAGGAGUUUAUUGAUAAUACCCCUGUGGAUCCGGCGUUGAGGGAUUCGUUGGCUGAUGCUGAUAUGAAACCGCCUUAUAAAAUAAUUGGAUCAUGUUAUCAGAGUGGACUCGGUGUCGUGUCAUGGUGGUAA
Messenger RNA from Orbilia oligospora ATCC 24927, 585 nucleotides. RefSeq lists its product as uncharacterized. Gene Ontology annotation, biological process: transcription initiation at RNA polymerase III promoter; DNA-templated transcription. The transcript is spliced from 3 exons. Gene Ontology annotation, cellular component: RNA polymerase III complex. Bases 1 to 585 code for a protein of 194 amino acids. The record is from RefSeq and is a predicted model, not a curated record. Lineage: Eukaryota; Fungi; Ascomycota; Orbiliomycetes; Orbiliales; Orbiliaceae.